GUCUAAUGAAGAUGAUAAAGGGUAUAAUGCCCUACAUUUUGGUACUAGCACCAGUGACUAUGUGACAUUUAGUUUUGAUAUGUCCCCCUUCCGCAACUCGUUCUCUACGUGCAUGUGGAUAAAGCGUAUCUACACCUCCUCCUACCCUACAGUAGUACAGUACUACAGCUCUGCUGGAUCUGAUCUUUAUAUGACAGCUAAUGGGUAUUACACUUAUGUAGUAAAUGAUGCUGGUCUGGAUAGCGCACGAAGUAAGUUUGUCACACCUGCUGGCCAAUGGUUUAGUCUCUGUCUGACCUGGUCUCUGUCUUCAAGAACAGGUAACCUGUAUCUGAAUGGUGAACUUAUAGGAACAGACCAGACAUCAUCAGGGAGGUCACUUACCACGGGCGGACAGUUGUGGUUUGGUAGACCCUCUAGCUCUUAUUCUACUAGUUCUGGUCGGGUCUUUGGUGGGGAGCUUUACCAGUAUAAUAUGUUUGCCGAGGUGUUGAGUGCUGCUACAAUAAAGAAGAUAGCUGAUGAUGGCUUGUGUUUUGACCUUGAUGAACUUUCUGAGACAAGAUUAUUACGAUGGGAGGACAUUCUGAAGAAGUCUAGGAGUGGAUCUGUGAAGGAUAGUGAUACAGGUUGUAAACAAACAUGGGAGACACAAGCGAGUCUGGCUGAUGCUAUUGGACGGCUGAAUGAAACAGAGACAGAGCUGAAUGAAACAGAGACAGAGCUGCGGAUGGUAAAGAAACAGCUCGAAACUCUCACCGGUCAGUUUGAAACUGUAACUGCACAGUUGAAUGGGACUGAGGAUAAACUUGAGACUGAAACUGGUCGCUUUAAUGCAUCACAAGCAGAACUGGACACAGUCAGAGGUCAUCUGGAAACUGCAACUGCUGAGCGGAACUCAACAGAAGAGCAACUACAGACAGUCAGACGGCAAUUUAAUAGAAGCGAGGAUCUCCUGGAAACCUGCUCUUCACAAUUGAACAAGACUGAAGACAAAUUGGAUACAACCUCUGCUCGAUUGAACUCUACGCAAGAGCAACUGGAGACGAUCAAAGGAGAGCUAAGAAGUACGCAGUCCCAGCUAGACGGUGCCCGGAAGUUUAAGAACAUCACUCGGUGGGAUGUGUUAUAUACAUCGCCGUACUACAACAAGAUAUUCACAGAGGAUCUCUUUGGACAGCUCACAACAAGCUGGGAAAUAUUGCGUAAUUUUGUUGGUGCGAAUAUAACGGAGGGGAUAGUCAACCACUUUCAACUUUACCACGAUGAGCGGUUUUGUGACGCCUUUGAUGAACUAUCCGCUGCCAUGCUCAAACAGUUUUACGGAGUUGAACUGACGUACGGUAUCAUUGAUCACCUCCGACAGCAUCUUGAGGAGUCAGCUUGUGACAACACCACUAAGAGUUAACUCACAAGAAAUCGCUCACAAGUGCGAAUUGUACAUCUGGGACUGUCAUUAUAUUAAAGUCACUAUUGUGACGGUACAUUAGAACUAGACAGAAACAAAGUGUGAAGGGCCUGAACGGAACCCCUCGGUUUCAGUUCCUUGUUUAACACUGCAGUACAGCAAGGACAUUCGCCGGGUUCUCCAAGGAUGGGCACAUAGCUCACUCCACACAAUGCUCUGUCAAAUGUCAAAUGUUGCCUAUAUACCAAGGAUCUACAGGAAAUAUUUCCUUGUAAGUUUUAGAGGGCGAUCUGUGAACCUCAUUCCCAACUAUAGGAACCAGAAUUUCUAUACUAUCUCAACAAGCUACACCAAGCAUAGAUUCAGAUAGUUCACGCCUAUUUUUUGUAGACUCAGUUUUUUCUAUUAUAUCUGGACAUUAUUUUUAUUAAUUGUUUGCAACUCAAAUUUUUGAUUACACCAGUAUAUCUCAAAGUCUUACGCCUUACGGUUGUCAAUUUUUUUAACGCUUCUUUU
Molecule: messenger RNA, 1924 nt
Organism: Bolinopsis microptera
Lineage: Eukaryota; Metazoa; Ctenophora; Tentaculata; Lobata; Bolinopsidae
Exons: 3
Coding region: 80-1408 (442 amino acids)
Source: RefSeq, a predicted model, not a curated record